GGUCACACUGAAAAAAAAAUGGAAAUGAGUAACGUUUGUCCCUUUAUAAACACACUUAUUGUAUUUUUUGAUUAACUAUUCAUUGUGUGCGCUUGCAGCCUAGGUUCUUGAACAGUACACUGUGCAGAAGCUCCUGAUGAAGGCGUGCAGGUAAUAUUUGAGAGCCUUGCAAGACAACAUGUCUGACGAGGCAAUUUCCGAAAGUGACCUGGAGGCCAGCCCUGAGAGUGAACUGGACUGCAUGGAAAACGAGGAAGAGGAAGAUGAUGAGGACAUGGAAUUCGAUGAGGAUGAAAACGAUGGAGACGAUGAAGAUGAUGACCAACCUGCAAGUGCUCAGAGCCGGACAGACGGGACUCAGGAUGACAGGGACUCCUCUUCAGUUUCCUCUGGAGACUCUUCCUCAAGACCUCCAUCCCAGCCUGCAUCCCGUCCACCCUCCAGGUCUUCUUCCAGACCUGAAUCACGUUCUCAAGCUCCAACCAGUCCUGAGAACUCCACCCAGAGGAAAGCACCCUCUAGUAAAACCAAGAAACAAAAAAACUCUAAAUUACUCAAAUCAUCAAAGUCCUCAAAAGGCUCCAAACCAUCUAAACCUGCACACAUGAGAAAAAAUAUCAGAAAGCUGCUAAAGGAGGAUCAGCUGGAGGCUGGGACUAAGGCAGCUCAGCAGGAAGAGAUGGAGAGACGGAAAAGACUGGAGCAGCAGAGGAAAGAAUUCCCUACACCUGCCUCAGUACUCCCAGACUCUCAACUAGUUGCAACAGUAGAAACUGCAGCUUUAUUAGCAGAAGUAUCUCAUUUAGUCCCUGCAGUUCAGUCAGACGUGAUCUGUCUGGACAGUAGUGGUGAGGAAGAAGAAAAAGAGGAGUCAAAUUUGCCUGUGCUUGCCAUUCGAAAUGAUAUAAUAGAGCUCAGUUCAGGGGAUGAAGACGCCCUGCAGAUAAGCAGCGAGUCAGCUGAUGAGGAUGCUGACGGCACCACUGGAUCAGAGGAAAGCAGCGGUGCACACAUCAAUGAUACACUAAACAUGCCUGAUGCCCAGGGUCAAGUGUUGGUGAAUAUCAACCAUCCUCCAGAGGAGAAAGACAUUUACCUUGCCCCACAGCUAGCCAGAGCUGUCAAACCUCACCAAAUUGGGGGAAUCCGUUUUCUUUAUGAUAACCUCAUUGAGUCUCUGGAGCGGUACAAGACUAGCAGUGGCUUUGGCUGCAUCCUCGCACACAGUAUGGGUUUGGGCAAGACGCUACAAGUCAUUUCCUUCAUCGAUAUCCUUCUAAAGAAUACUGAGGCUCACACUGUGCUGGCUAUUGUCCCUGUGAACACACUUCAGAACUGGUUGUCAGAGUUUAACCUCUGGCUGCCGCCCCAAGAUGCCCUGCCCCCUGACACUGACCCUAUGCUUGUGACUGGCCGCACAUUUAAAGUUCAUAUUCUUAAUGAUGAGCACAAGACGACCAUGGCCAGGGCCAAGGUUGUGGAGCAGUGGUCCAGAGAUGGUGGUGUGCUGUUAAUGGGUUAUGAGAUGUAUCGUCUGUUAUCAAUGAAGAAGAGCUUUGUGAUGGGGAAGAAGAGAAAAACGAAGAAACCAGCUGGACCGGUCAUUAUUGACCUGGAUGAAGAGGAUCGACAGCAAGAACUUAUGAAAGGGAUAGAAAAGGCGAUCACACGGCCUGGCCCUGAUGUGGUGAUUUGUGAUGAGGGUCACCGCAUCAAGAACUACCACGCCAACACGUCGCAAGCCUUGAAGAACAUUCGCUCCCGGCGCAGGGUGGUUCUAACAGGUUACCCACUUCAGAACAACCUUAUCGAGUACUGGUGCAUGGUGGAUUUUGUCAGGCCGGACUUUUUAGGCACGCGGCAGGAAUUUAGCAACAUGUUCGAGCGUCCCAUCCUGAACGGUCAGUGUAUGGACAGCACGCCUCAAGAUGUCCGCUUGAUGCGCUACCGCAGUCAUGUGCUGUAUAGCCUGUUGGAGGGUUUCGUUCAGAGACGAGGCCAUGAUGUGCUGAGAGGCCAUCUUCCAAGUAAAGAGGAGUUUGUGAUCUUGGUACGCCUCUCGCCCAUUCAGAAGGCGCUGUAUACUGAGUUCAUGAAGCGCUUUCGAGAAGCAGGAAACAGUGGUUGGCUCGGUCUCAACCCACUCAAGGCCUUCUGUGUUUGCUGCAAAAUCUGGAAUCACCCAGAUGUCCUUUAUGAAGCCUUGCAAAAGGAAAACCAGGCCAACGAGCAGGACCUGGACCUCGAUGACAUCACCUCAGCCAGUAACCCUCGCUGCCCUGCUCCCAGCGCCGGUCUGAAGACCAAAGCAUCGGACUCAAGCAACAGCAAAGUCAACAACGACCUGCCACCACUCAAUCCAUCUCAAGACAGAGCUAAUCAGGUCAUCACAUAUGAAUGGGCAAAGGACAUAAUGUCAAACUACCAAAUUGGCGUUCUGGAGAACUCUGCUAAAAUGGUUCUGCUCUUUCACUUGAUUGAUGAAAGUGUCAGAAGAAGAGACAAGGUUUUGGUCUUCAGUCAAAGUUUGUCCACCCUGACGGUACUUGAGGACUUCUUAUCAAAGAGACAAAUGCCCAAAGGCAUCGCCACUACUGACAGCAAGAAUCAAAACUGGGUUCGCAACCUCAAUUACUACAGACUGGAUGGGAGUACAUCUGCCUCAGAGAGAGAACGGCUUAUUAAUCAGUUUAAUGAUCCAGAGAACACGUCAACAUGGGUUUUCUUACUUUCUACCAGAGCCGGCUGUUUGGGGGUCAAUUUGAUCGGUGCCAGUCGGGUUAUUGUGUUCGACGCAUCGUGGAACCCCUGUCACGAUGCCCAAGCAGUGUGUCGCGUGUAUCGUUACGGUCAGAGGAAGCACUGCUACAUUUACCGUCUUGUCUGUGAUUUUACACUGGAGAAGAAGAUCUAUGACCGGCAGGUCUCCAAACAGGGCAUGUCUGAUCGUGUAGUUGACGACUUGAACCCAAUGCUGAACUUCACCCGUAAGGAAGUGGAGUCACUGAUGCAUUUUGUCGAAGAGGAGCCUGACGUUGAAAAACUCUUGCUGGAAUCUCAGGAGGUCUUAGAACCAGUGAUAGGUCAAGCUUGCCAGUUUUACCCAAACCUCAUUACAAAGCCACCUUUCCACCACGAGUCAUUGCUGGUGGACCGCAAGGAGUCAAAACUGACCAAAGCAGAGAAGAGAGCUGCAAAGAAAAGCUACGAGGAUGAGAAGCGAGCCUCCGUCCCUUACUCUCGCCCAUCGUACGCCCCCUAUUACCCAACGAGUGAACAUGCGCUUGCGAGCAUAGCAGCCUUUAAUCAACGCGGCUGGCGUUCCUUGACGCGACCAGAUGACAAGCCAGUAGCAAGUGUCCGGCCCAUCCAGUCGACGCCAAUCCCAAUGAUGCCUCGCCAGGUCGGCAUGGGGAUGUCAGGUUUCAGUCCUACAGGCAGCCUCCCUCUCAACUUCCUGCAGAAAGCUGGAGUUUAUGUGCAAAGGAUUGUCACCACGAGUGAUAUUGUAAUCCCUGGACUCAAUGGUCCGUCAGAUAUUCAAGCUCGCAUUCCUGCAGGAGAGAGCAUCCAUAUUAUCAGAGGAUCUAAAGGUACUUACAUCAGGACGAACGACGGAAGGAUUUUUGCAAUUCGAUCAGGAAAGAUGAGCAGACCAGUGAUCGGGGCGUCUGCUCCUUUAAGAGAUACCCAGGGCUCCUUGAUGCAGCCAGUCAGUAACGGUUGUUCAUCACCUGUCGACCAGCAGCAACACUCUCCGAACAGUGACCAGCGGCCUUCCUCUCCUUCAAGCUCUGAGAUUCUCAGAGAGCUCAGCAACUACACCACAGGUGAAGCCUCUUCUGGCACAGGAAACGAACCGUCGUUGCUAUCGGACAUGUCAUCUGCGCCUGCAGGAAACGGAGGCAGUUCACAGACUGGUUUUGGGAGGCAAGUCCCUGACGACCUCCUGAGUUCAGCGUUGGAGGUGCGAGGCAAUAAACGCAAGCGCAAUGAAAACCAGGGCAACAUCGCUCCAACGGGAGGCAAACACACUUCAGCUGCAGCUCAUUUUCCAGGCCUGCCUCUGGGUUCGAGUGGACUCAGUUUCCCACCUGUGGCUCUGAACUCUUCGUCUCUUUUGGGAAACCUCGGCCACAUGAGUCAGCCACUUCUAAUGGCUGGUAGUGGAUCAUCGUUCCUUCAACCUCCAGGACAAACUCUGGCUGACUUACCGUCCAUGUUCCCCCAUGCAGGUGCAGACUUACUGAGACAACCUGCUACGGGUAACGGGCACCUUCCUACCCCUUCAUCCUCUGCUUUCUCUUCUACGUCCGCCACCAUUCCUAUGUCGUCUUCACCCUCAGCAGGAACUUCUUCCUCCCUCUCGUCUGCUCCUUUGCCUCCGUAUUUAAUGAACCCCAACAUGGCUGGUCUCCUUUCUCCAAGUUUCCCUCUCAGCUACAGUCAAUCGCUGCUCUCUGCACCAACAAUGUUCCCCACCACUCUCCUGCCGGGGACGGCGGGGUUCUCAGCACCGAACUCCAACUCUGCUGCAUCCGGCUUCCUCUCCCAUUUCAACAACCCCGCUUCCAGCCUGCUGGGGGCGGCUUUGACCCAACCAGACAGACACCAGAGUUCGGUAAAUGGAGGGGACAGUUCUGAUGACGAUGUUAUAGAGGUGACAGGACAGUAAAAUUUCAAACAGCCCCCACAGUCCAGCAUGUUUGACCUAAAACACAUUA
Molecule: messenger RNA, 4724 nt
Organism: Nematolebias whitei (Rio pearlfish)
Lineage: Eukaryota; Metazoa; Chordata; Actinopteri; Cyprinodontiformes; Rivulidae
Gene: rad54l2
Product: RAD54 like 2
Exons: 22
Coding region: 179-4675 (1498 amino acids)
Cellular component (GO): nucleus
Molecular function (GO): ATP binding; ATP hydrolysis activity; ATP-dependent chromatin remodeler activity
Source: RefSeq, a predicted model, not a curated record